Molecule: messenger RNA, 1663 nt
Organism: Chaetura pelagica (chimney swift)
Lineage: Eukaryota; Metazoa; Chordata; Aves; Apodiformes; Apodidae
Gene: OSGIN1
Product: oxidative stress induced growth inhibitor 1
Exons: 5
Coding region: 17-1516 (499 amino acids)
Molecular function (GO): oxidoreductase activity
Source: RefSeq, a predicted model, not a curated record
AGACAUCAGGACCUAAAUGCUUCCAGACAGGAAGAUGUAUGCAUUAUCAAACAGACCCCAAAGUAAGAGUGGGUUCAAGCCACUGCCUGUUGUGAUCAUAGGGAAUGGACCUUCAGGAAUCUGUCUCUCAUACUUGCUGUCAGGCUAUAUCCCUUACUUCAAAAGAGGCUCUUUUCAUCCUCAUCCCAUUCUUCAGAGGAAACUAGAGGAGUCACCAGAUGUCUCUAUUUUGGACCAGGAUUUGGAUUAUCUGUCUGAAGGCUUGGAGGGACGAUCCGACAGCCCUGUGGCUCUGCUGUUUGAUACUCUUCAGCGUCCAGACACAGACUUUGGUGGAACAGCAGAAUCUGUCCUUUCAUGGUGGCAUGAGGCUGACAGAGCUGUCCCCCACCUGGUCCUUGGCAAGAAUGCUCCUGGAGGUGCCUGGCAUUCUAUUGAGGGCUCUGUGAUUAGCCUGAGCAGAGGUGAAUGGAUGGGACUUCCAGACCUCCCAUUCAAGGACUGGCUAAAGCAAAAGAGAAGAGGCCUCAGAAACAAUAGAGCCACAGCAGAAGACAUUGCUCAAUAUUACCAACACUAUGUGAUGAAGAAAGGACUGCAGAAGAAUUUCAGAUGUGGUACUGUUGUGACCUCUGUGAGGAAAGUGAGUGCAGAGAACAUCUCACACCAUGCACAGAAAGAUCUGCAGGAAAACAGUAACUCAUUCUGGAACUUCAAUGAGAAAAGUAUGGAGGUCUUUCAGGUGGAUGGAUUUUUCAAAACUCUGAAAGGUGAUAAAGAGCACUUCUCUAUCUGUGCAGAGAAUGUGGUCUUAGCUACAGGCACGUAUGAUAGUCCUACUUGGCUUGGGGUCAAGGGUGAGAACCUUUCUUAUGUCCAUCACAAGCUGUCUGCCCUGGAGGAAGCAGUGAAGAACAACAGCAUUGGCUUCAUGUCAGAUCCAGUCUUGAUUGUAGGUGCUGGUCUGACAGCUGCUGAUGCCAUUCUCUUUGCUCACCAUUGCAAUAUUCCAGUAAUCCAUGUCUUUCGGAGACGGGUCAGUGAUCCAGGUCUAAUUUUUAACCAGCUCCCCAAAAUGAUGUACCCCGAGUACCACAAAGUCCAUCAGAUGAUGAAAGAACAGUCAGCUGCUUGUGCUGGGCCUUAUGAGUGUUAUAUCAGCCUCCCUGAGCAUCAUGUGCUGUCCUUUGGCAAGGACAAGAAAUGUAUCUUUCAGGACAAGGAUGGCUACCAGAAAGUUUAUAAAGUUUCCAUGGCUCUUGUUCUAACUGGCUCAAACCCCAACCUCUCCUUCCUGCCAAAUAAUGGCAUGGACUUGGCAAUGGACAGUGGCCAACCAGUCAAUCCAAAGAGGAAUCCCAUAGAUGUUGACCCAUUCACCUAUGAAUGCACUCAGGAGAAAGGGCUCUAUGCUCUAGGACCUCUAGCUGGAGAUAACUUUGUGCGUUUUGUACAGGGAGGGGCUCUGGCUGCUGCCAGCUCUCUGUUAAAGAAAGCCAACAAAAAUCCCCCCUAACAAAAAAGUCCCUGUGCUACCUGUGUCUGAAGGGGUUACUGCUGUUUUCUUAGAAGCAAGUCAUCAGAUUUUUACAUCCUCAAAUGUAAAGCCCACUCCUGGUAUCCUGCAAGGUUAUGCAAAGAGUUACUAAGGUCUUGCUGAGUU